Messenger RNA from Aspergillus heteromorphus CBS 117.55, 1939 nucleotides. RefSeq names its product alpha/beta-hydrolase. The record is from RefSeq and is a predicted model, not a curated record. Bases 237 to 1829 code for a protein of 530 amino acids. Lineage: Eukaryota; Fungi; Ascomycota; Eurotiomycetes; Eurotiales; Aspergillaceae. The transcript has a single exon.
CAUCGGAUGACGACACCCUCGUCCGGUCGAGUGGGCUAGCUCCAGAUCCUGCACGACUCCCUCAGGCAAUGGCUACGUCAAGCCGCACUGGCGGUGUCGGGACCGGGAAAAAGAGAAAAGCUGGAGAUGAAAACUCGAGAGCUUGAUCGGAGACGAGCCACGCCGGAGGAUCUAUAAAAGGGCCAUUGGCACCCGCGGGAUCAAGGUGCUUUGCAGGACAAUCAGACACAGACACCAUGGGAUUCACAUCCAGGGCACUUGCCCUCGCUCUUCUCGUGCCGGGCCUCCUCGCCGCACAAUGCUCGAAUUCAUCUCUCGCGGACGGUCUGACUGUCCAGACUCGCACCGGAGUCUACACGGGUGUGAUCGAGGAGGAGAAUCCGAACACACGCAUCUUCAAGUCCAUCGCCUUCGCCCAACCCCCCGUGGCCUCCCGGAGAUGGCUGCCCCCUGCUAAGCUGGCCAACUCCACCACCCAUCACACGACCUACCACUACCCCCCCUCCUGCCCGCAGUAUGUGUCCUCGGCGACCUCCCUGUGGAACCAGUACCUGGGAGAGGGUGACAUGAUCUACAACGGAAACCAGGGCUACAGUUCCGGUCUCGUGGGCGAGGCCACGUCCGAAGACUGCCUGUACCUGGCCGUCUGGACGCCUGCCAAUGCGACGGCGGCGUCCAAGCUCCCCGUCCUGUUCUUCAUGACGGGCGGGGCCUUCACCACCGGCGGCAUCGAUAUCAACUGGCAGAAGCCCACCAGCUGGGUGGAGCGGACCCAGGAGCACAUCGUGGUGACCAUCAACUACCGCGUGAACAUCUUCGGGUGGCCCAACGCGCGGGGGCUCCAGGACCAGAACCUGGGCAUCAUGGACCAGCGCGCCGCCCUGGAAUGGGUGUCCGAGAACAUCGGCCAGUUCGGUGGGGAUCCCGCGCGGAUCGUGCAAUGGGGCCAGUCGGCCGGCUCCCAGAGCGCCGACUUCCACUCGUACGCCUACCACGACAAGCCGCUGGUGAGCGGAUACUUCAUGCAGUCCGGCACGGCCCUCAAGUCGCUGGGCUUCUCCGACUACGACCAGACCAACUUCACCUUCGUGGCGCAGCAGUUCGGCUGCGACUUCCCGUGUGACGCCCAGGCGGAGCUGGAGUGCAUGCGCCAGGUGCCGUUCGCGGAGAUCUCCAACUUCGUCGGCCAGUACGCCGACAACGGCACCGAGCCCGCGCUGAGCUUCAGCGUCGUGCCCGACGAGCGGCUGAUCUUCAGCGACUAUCCCACGCGCGCGGCGGCGGGCCAGAUCGCCCACCGACCGGUCAUCAUCUCCAACUGCGCCAAUGAGUACGCGGCCCUGAUCACGUACCCGGUCAACAACCUGACAGCCGGGCCGGACCCGGCUGCGGUGCUGGAGGGCGACAUGACCGACUGGAUGUGUCCCACGGCCAACACCACGAUGCUGCGCCUCCACCAGAACAUCCCGGUGUACCGCUACCAGAAUGGCGGGCAGUACCCGAACCUGAACCCCUUCCGGUGGCUCGGGGCCUACCACGCCAGCGACCUGCCGAUGAACUUUGGCACGUACCCGAUCCAGGAGUACCUGGGCAACAGCACCGCGCUGGAGGCGCACGUGAGCCUGGCCAUGCAGGACCACAUCCUGGCCUUCCUGCAGGACCCCUGGACCGGACCGCAGUCGCUGGGCUGGGAGCCCGUCAACGGGUCGACCGGGUCGGGGGGGCAGGUGGUCCGGUUUGGGGCGGAUGGCAAGGCGGUUCAGCAGGUGGAUCGCAUGGAGAUCGAUGGGCCCUGUUGGGGGAUUGGGAAGUAUGAUCAGUUCCCGUAAGAAAGAUGAAAGAUGUGACCAUGUAGCUACCUACCUACCUGUAUACUAGAGAUUAGAACUACGAUAGCCGAUGCUGACGGGGGAUGACCAAAAUUCCACGUGAUGAUGAC